Molecule: messenger RNA, 1380 nt
Organism: Exserohilum turcica Et28A
Lineage: Eukaryota; Fungi; Ascomycota; Dothideomycetes; Pleosporales; Pleosporaceae
Exons: 1
Coding region: 1-1380 (459 amino acids)
Biological process (GO): DNA strand invasion; mitotic recombination; DNA recombinase assembly
Molecular function (GO): single-stranded DNA binding; ATP binding; ATP-dependent DNA damage sensor activity
Source: RefSeq, a predicted model, not a curated record
AUGACGGAUCUGCUGCAGGUGCUGCCUGACUUUGACGCCAGACCCUUUUCCCAUCUGCUGCCCUCGCUCGACAAGGCCCUCAUCACCACCAAUGAUGUCGUCACCCUCGACGCCGCCCACGUUGCCAGACGCGCCCAGCUGCCUGCGGGCGAGCUGAGGAAGCUUGCAGAUGCCCUUGUGCCCGCCCUGCACCGCCAGCUUGGGUUCCGCGCCGCCGACGCCCCUGCAAACUUCUUCGCCGACAGCGACGGCUGGACCUGUAUAAGCACCUUGGACGACGCGCUCGAUGCUGCGCUGCGUGGGGGCAUCCCGCGUGGCUAUCUGGUAGAGGUUACUGGCGAAAGGUAUUGCCCCCAUACACCAACUCCUCACAUGCGCGCAUGUGGCUUGGCCUCACCACUAACUCCUCGCAGUGGUGCCGGGAAAACACAGCUUCUCCUGACUCUUCUCCUGGCCUCACAGCUGCCGCCGCCGCGCGGCUUCGCAAAGUCGGCAGUCUACAUCUCCACCGAGGCAGUCCUGUCUACAACCCGCCUCGCCCAGCUGCUUUCCUCCCACCCGGCCCUGGCGUCCCUCCCAGCCUCGGAAAAGCCCUCGCUGUCUCGCAUCCUGAGCAUAAAAACCCCGGAUCUUGAGUCGCAGGAGCAUAUUCUGCGCUACCAGCUACCUGUGGCCAUCAAGAAGCACGGCGUAGGCCUUGUAGUCGUCGACUCGGUCGCCGCAAACUACCGCGCCGAAUUCGACAAGCAGGGCACUGGAAAUGGCACGGCUGCGCCCAUGGCCCGCCGUGGCACACAGCUCGUGCAGCUCGGCGCCUUGCUUAGGGAGCUUGCGCGCACAGAAGGCAUUGCCAUAGUCGUUGCGAACCAGGUUGCCGAUCGCUUCACCAAGCCGCCAUCCGCUGCCUAUUCUUCUUCUGCGUCCACUUCCAACGCAGCUUCACGCACAACAUCAGCAAAUACCGACGGUACCAGCCAAACAAACGACGCUGUACCCGCGCCUCCCUCACAGCUCGACCAGAGCAUCCUACUCUCGCCCGACCCCCUGGCCCUCGACCACCAACAAGGCUGGUUCACAGGCUGGGGCGACUCGCCAUACGAGCAGCUCCACGUUCAAAAGACUCCUUCGCUGGGCCUUGUCUGGACAAACCAAGUCGCCUGCCGCAUUGCCCUGAAGAAGCAGCCCGUCUUUGCCAGCAGACCUCUGAUCCACACCGUCAAUGGCCAAGAGCAGUGGAACGACGACGAAAUUCACAUUUCAAAGUGGCGCCGCUGGUUCAAGCUAGUUUUUGCCCCCUGGGCCCCGCCAUGUCCAGGCCGCGGCAUCGAGUUUGAGAUUCAAAAGAGUGGCAUCAGGCAUCUUGUCAAGGCAAAGGGCUAG